Messenger RNA from Saccharomyces cerevisiae S288C, 1896 nucleotides. RefSeq names its product putative carboxylic ester hydrolase (gene SPO1). Gene Ontology annotation, biological process: phospholipid catabolic process. Lineage: Eukaryota; Fungi; Ascomycota; Saccharomycetes; Saccharomycetales; Saccharomycetaceae. Gene Ontology annotation, molecular function: glycerophospholipase activity. The record is from RefSeq and is marked reviewed. The transcript is spliced from 2 exons. Bases 1 to 1896 code for a protein of 631 amino acids. Gene Ontology annotation, cellular component: endoplasmic reticulum membrane; nuclear membrane.
AUGCAAAAACUCCUCUUUGUCUUUUCUGUGUUAUUGACAGUAGUACUAGCAACAGCACCAUUUCAGGUACAAUGUCCUAGCUCUCCACUUAUUAGGGAGGCCAAACAUGAACUCUGUCCAGAAGAAACCUUGUAUCUGAAGAAAAAAAAAAUUAAAACGAAGAAUAAACUGAUUCAGUUUUUAAAAUCCUUGACAGAGGCAAAGUUUAGUUCGAAGUUUUAUAAACGCGUGUUGAAAGAUCCUCCAAAAAUUGGGAUUGCUAUAUCUGGCGGCGGGUACAGAUCCAUGUUAGUAGGUACCGGAUUUAUUUCCCAAAUGAACGAUUAUGGCCUUUUUGAAUAUUCGGAUUAUAUUGCUGGAUUAUCAGGCGGAAGUUGGAUCUUGAUGGAUUUGGUAGUUCAAAAUUUUGAAGUAAAAUCCCUGCUACAAGAGUGGGACCUUGAAGAGGAUCUUUUAUUAGGCAUACCGGAAUUCGAUAUUUCCGAAGAAGAAAUUGUUACCAAUGCAAAAAAGGAGUAUAAUGAUAAUGAUUUGAAGAUGAAGAAGCGUCAGGGGGGUUCUCUGAUUACAAGCUCUUCAAAUUUUUAUGAACAAAUAGAGGAGAUCAUGAAUUCCAUAGAAGAAAUCCCAGAAGACUAUAUGAUAACGAAGAGAAACUUGAAUCCAUUAGCAAGACUAAAAAAAAUAUUCUUUCCUAACAACACUUUCACUGGAACUGAUGCGAAGAUUGAAACCUUUAAAAAAGUGCUAGACUUUUACAAAAGUUUGCAUUUGAAAAUUAAGCCUAAAAAAAUGGAGGGUUUCCAAAUAUCGUUCACCGAUUAUUGGGGUAAAGCAAUCGUUCAAAGACUAAAAAAAAAUUUCGAUGACGAUCCCAACCAUUCCUUUUCGUUUUCGAAGCUUGUAAACUCGUCUAAAAAAUUUAAGGAAUGCAGUGUGCCGAUCCCAAUAUUCGUUGCAAAUUGCAAAAAUGGACUUCUUUCAAACGUUAUAUUUGAAUUUACGCCCUUUGAAUUUGGAUCUUGGGAAAAUAUCCUCAGACUUUUCGUCAAGUUGCCCUAUUUGGGCUCAAAAAUUGUUUCUGGAAAGGCCGAGAAGUGUAUUAAUAACUUUGAUGAUCUAGGUUUUAUUACUGCGACGUCUUCUUCAAUAUUCAACAAUGUGCUCAUCUUCAUCUGGAAUUUGGCUUCUCAGUCCUCCAGAGAAGCAAUGAAAGCUUUGAAUAUGGUUAUGGGAAUUUUUGGCCUAGGUAAAGAGGAAAUAUUUAGUAUUUCGAAAGACUCCUCGAGAUUAGAGACAGACUAUGCCGUAUAUCAACCCAAUCCCUUUUAUCUUUAUCCUGAAAAAGACAAUGUCCUAACUAACAAAAAUCAUUUAUACCUUGUAGACGGCGGAGAAGACGGCGAGAAUAUUCCACUCAGAACAUUGGUGAUUCCUGAAAGGGAACUAGAUGUAAUUUUUGUUCUGGAUUCUAGUUCGGAUAUUGACAACUAUCCAAACGGCUCCAAGUUAAAAAGGAUAUUCGAAAAAUUAGAUGAAGAGAACGUUCAUUACCAAUUUCCGAACAAUGUAAAAACAUUCACUCACCCCAUUGUUAUAGGAUGCAAUGCUACCAAAAGAACUGGACAUGAUUCAUUUUUGCCAAUUAUAAUUUAUCAUGCCAAUGCGAAUCAUGGAAACGCAUCUAAUACGUCGACAUUCAAAAUAACUUACAAUCAGUCUGAAGUUAGCAGUAUGUUACCCACUGGAAGGGGAGUGUUUAGCAAUGAUUAUGACCUUUAUUAUAAAAAUUGCUUAGGCUGUAUAUUAACCAAAAGAACAAUGGACAGGCUCCCAAGAAAAAAGAAAUUUUCGCCAUUUUGCUUACAAUGCUUUAAAGACUACUGUUACUCAUAA